This is a messenger RNA of Meriones unguiculatus (Mongolian gerbil), 759 nucleotides long. RefSeq names its product RNA polymerase II, I and III subunit H (gene Polr2h). Gene Ontology annotation, biological process: DNA-templated transcription. The transcript has 5 exons. Gene Ontology annotation, cellular component: RNA polymerase III complex; RNA polymerase II, core complex; RNA polymerase I complex. NCBI's taxonomy places the organism in Eukaryota, Metazoa, Chordata, Mammalia, Rodentia, Muridae. Bases 178 to 522 code for a protein of 114 amino acids. Gene Ontology annotation, molecular function: DNA-directed RNA polymerase activity. The record is from RefSeq and is a predicted model, not a curated record.
GGGUGCGUGGAUUCCCAGCGGUGGUCGCGCGCCCGGCGCCUCUGCAGCUCUCGUGCCCCUCGCGAUGGCGGGCAUCCUGUUCGAGGAUAUUUUCGAUGUGAAGGACAUUGACCCAGAAGGCAAGAAAUUUGACCGAGGUGAGUAUCUCGGCUGCACUGUGAGAGUGAGUCUUUCAAGAUGGACCUCAUAUUAGAUGUAAACAUUCAGAUUUACCCUGUAGACUUAGGUGACAAGUUCCGGUUGGUCAUAGCUAGUACCUUGUAUGAAGAUGGUACCUUGGAUGAUGGGGAAUACAACCCCACAGAUGACAGGCCUUCCAGGGCUGACCAGUUUGAGUAUGUAAUGUACGGGAAAGUGUACAGGAUUGAAGGGGAUGAGACCUCGACUGAAGCGGCCACGCGUCUCUCUGCAUAUGUGUCUUAUGGGGGCCUGCUCAUGAGGCUUCAGGGUGAUGCCAACAACCUACAUGGAUUUGAAGUGGAUUCCAGAGUUUAUCUGCUGAUGAAGAAGCUGGCAUUCUAAACUUCGUGGGAAAGCAGGCUGCUGAGUCACUCAAGUCAUGGACAUUGUUCAAGCUCUCGGGGAGGCUGUCGGUGCUCGCCUGUGACAGGGCCUUGGCUGUGUGUCCACUGUGGGCAUAUAUAUCUUCAGUGUGUGAAAUCACUGGAAAACUGACCUGUAUGUAAAAGGCCAAAUGGGAGAGCUCAGUAUGAACCUAAGGUUGUAUAUGAUUUUUUUUUUUUAUUAAAGUUUACUUUU